AUGGCAACCGAAACUCGGCCUCUUGAAUCUAACCUCCAUGUGGACUAUGUGAUCCAGUACAGAUUCGGGGAUGCAGACCAAACACCCGCAAUUGAACAGCUCGAGAAGCUACUGGAAGCUCUCGCCAAAGUAGGAUUGCAAUCGGAGGUUCGGCAGGGCGAUGAGUCGUCUCUGCUGGUCUUUGUGCGCGCCUCGACCAAGCGGCUGAAGCGGGCGAUCUACCGGUCGCGCGUACGCGACUGGCUCUAUGGCAUCCGCAAUGCAGAACCGGAACCUGCCAGCUCAAUCGAGCCCUUGACCGAGGCGGAGCGACUGCGGGUGAUCAGCCAUAUGAUAACCUGCCCCCAGGAAGAGGGCGGCGCGGCAAUCACUCCCAACCAUGGCGACUGGAAGAAUGUCACGGCUAUCUUCCCUCUCCAUGACAAGGAAACUAACAAGAAGUGGAUGCGACAGUGGAGCCGCAAGACUUUGCUUUCGAAUGAUGACUUGAACCAGAUCCGCAACAAGUUUGGUGAAAGUGUCGGCUUUUAUUUCUCGUUCUUGCAGUCGUACUUUCGAUUCCUGGUCUUCCCGGCAGUGUUCGGCUUCUCUUGCUGGUUUUUCUUGGGCGGCUAUUCGAUUGUCUACACUGUGGUCAAUUGUCUUUGGUGCAUCAUCUUUGUUGAAUACUGGAAGCGUCAGGAGGUUGAUUUGAGCUGUCGGUGGCAGACCAAAGGCGUUUCAGCCGUUCAGACCAACAGACGGGAAUUCAAGCCCGAAAAAGAAGUUCGCGAUGAAAGCACCGGCGAAGUACGAGGUAUCUAUCCUGCGACUAAGCGCAUGCAGCGGCAGGUUCUUCAGAUCCCAUUCGCGCUGUUGGCGGCGAUCGCGCUAGGUGCCAUCAUCGCAACCUGCUUUGCGAUUGAGAUCUUCAUUUCGGAGCUGUACAAUGGCCCCUUCAAAACGUACUUGAUUUUCAUUCCAACAAUCCUCGUCUCGUCGCUCGUUCCGACCAUGAGCGCCGUGCUGAUGUCUAUUGCAACCAGACUGAAUGACUACGAAAACUAUGAGACGAGCGAUGCCUACGAUGUUGCCCUGACCCAGAAAGUCUUUGUCAUCAAUUUCAUCACAUCGUAUCUUCCGAUUUUCUUGACUGCCUUCGUUUAUGUGCCGUUCGCCAGCUUGAUUGUGCCUUACUUGGAUGUUUUUCGGUUGACUGUCCGGCCAUUUGUGUCGAAAGAGCACGCGGUGUCGAAACAGUCGCAUUUCCAAAUCGACCCGGCACGUCUGCGAAACCAAGUCAUCUACUUUACUGUGACGGCUCAGAUUGUGGGGUUUGCCAUGGAAACCAUCGUGCCGUAUCUGAAGCAGCAUGCACUCCGGAAAUACAAGGCGUUCAACAAGGCGCGCAAUGGAAAACCAGAGCCCAAUGGCGGCAAUGGUGACAAAGAAUCCCCGGAGAGAGCGCCUGCAGUGUCAUAUGAUGAUCCGCCCGAGGAGGCCAAGUUCCUUGCGCGUGUGCGCAACGAAGCCGAACUGUCCGAAUACGACGUGACUGACGACCUGCGCGAAAUGUGCAUCCAGUUUGGGUAUCUGGCGCUCUUCUCGCCGACCUGGCCGCUUGUCCCGGUUUCCUUCCUGAUUAACAACUGGGUUGAAUUGCGAUCCGAUUUUUUCAAGAUCUGCAUGGAGUGCCGAAGGCCAUCCCCGCUGCGGUCUGACACGAUUGGCCCCUGGCUUGAUAGUCUCAGCUUCCUGUCUUGGGUUGGAAGCAUCACCAGCGCUGCGCUCGUGUACAUGUUCAGCGGCAAUGCACAACACGGCCCCAACGGCGAGCCCACUGACAUCAAGGGCUGGGCUCUACUGUUGACCAUAUUCUUCUCGGAGCAUCUUUACCUGAUUGUCCGUUAUGCCGUGCAAGCUGCCAUGACUCGACUCGAGCCCCCGAACUCGCGCAGGGAACGUGCUGAGCGCUAUCUCAUGCGCAAGCGCUACCUUGACUCGACGCUUCGGGCCGAAACGGGUGACGAUGAUGAGAAGGAUGAAGGGCUAAUGGAGUCUCCUGAGAUCUCACGUACUUCUCUGGAAGAGGACGCGAGGCGGGCGUCUUUGCAAGGCACCGAUUCUACGGAGCGCUUCUGGAUGCGCCAGCGCGGCUGGGCUGAAUCGGCCAAGGUGGGUGCUGGCAUUAUCCAGGCGCAGCCUGCCAAUGACAAUGUGAAGAAAGAGCAGUAG
This is a messenger RNA of Penicillium alfredii, 2214 nucleotides long. RefSeq names its product anoctamin family protein. NCBI's taxonomy places the organism in Eukaryota, Fungi, Ascomycota, Eurotiomycetes, Eurotiales, Aspergillaceae. Gene Ontology annotation, biological process: chloride transmembrane transport. The record is from RefSeq and is a predicted model, not a curated record. Gene Ontology annotation, cellular component: cortical endoplasmic reticulum. The transcript is spliced from 5 exons. The coding region runs from base 1 to 2214 and encodes 737 amino acids. Gene Ontology annotation, molecular function: chloride channel activity.